This is a messenger RNA of Brassica napus (rape), 2012 nucleotides long. Its product is annotated as transcription factor IIIB 60 kDa subunit-like. Bases 148 to 1812 code for a protein of 554 amino acids. Gene Ontology annotation, biological process: transcription preinitiation complex assembly; DNA-templated transcription initiation; transcription by RNA polymerase III. Gene Ontology annotation, molecular function: RNA polymerase III general transcription initiation factor activity; TBP-class protein binding; RNA polymerase III type 3 promoter sequence-specific DNA binding. Lineage: Eukaryota; Viridiplantae; Streptophyta; Magnoliopsida; Brassicales; Brassicaceae. The transcript is spliced from 18 exons. Gene Ontology annotation, cellular component: transcription preinitiation complex; nucleus; transcription factor TFIIIB complex. The record is from RefSeq and is a predicted model, not a curated record.
CGAAAUUCAGGCCCAUUUUAAUAACCUAGCGCAGACUGUUAGACCCGGGCGUGAUCAGGAGUGUCGCGAAUCCGUCGCACGAGAGGAUACGAAUUAAAGCCUAAUAAUCCCUUUCCACUUGCUCUCAUCAGAUUUCGCCUCGCCGCCAUGGUCUGGUGUAACCAUUGUGCGAAGAAAGUUGACGGAUUUCGCCCCGAAGGCGGUGCUCUGGCAUGUAAUAAAUGUGGGAGGAUAUUGGAAAACUUCAAUUUUUCUGAUGAAGUUACAUUCAUUAAGAAUGCCGCUGGACAGAGCCAAGCGUCAGGUAACAUAGUGAGGAGUGUUCAGAGUGGGAUUACAAGCUGUCGUGCAAGGAGAAGUAGAAUAGCUAAAGAUGAGUUAAUGAAUUUGAGAGAUGCCUUGCAAAUUGGUGAGGACAGAGAUGAUGUGGUUAAUAUGGCUUCCCGACUCUUUGAUAUGGCAGCUGACCAAAACUUCACCAAAGGGCGCAGAUCUGAACUAGUACUCUCUUCCUGUCUCUACUUGGCUUGCAGGAAAAAGGAACUUGCGGUUCUUCUUAUUGAUUUUUCAAGCUACCUUCGAGUUUGCGUUUACGAGUUAGGUUCUGUGUACUUGCAACUCUGUGAACUGUUCUAUAUGGUGGAUAACCCGAACCUUGAGGACCUUGAGGAGCUUGUUGAUCCUUCAAUCUUCAUUGAUCGAUUCACAAAAAGCUUAUUGAAAGGUGCACAUGCCUAUGCAACAACAAAAAAAGUCGUGGAAACGACUAAGAACAUUAUAGCUAGUAUGAAGAGAGAUUGGAUGCAGACCGGCCGGAAACCUAGUGGAAUAUGUGGAGCAGCAAUUUACAUAGCUGCCCUUUCUCAUGGUGUCAUGUGCUCCACGACAGAUAUUGCACACAUUGUGCAUAUGUGUGGAGCAACAAUAACCAAAAGAUUAAAUGAGUUUGCUAAUACCGGGGCCGCAACUUUAACUGUUGAGGAGCUCGAUAAAAGCGAAGAAAGUAUAUUGCUUGAAAAACCUUUUACGCCAAGACCAAAUUCUGACAAAGAAGUAGUGAACUGUAAACAUAAGGAUUCAAAAAGUUUUGGUUAUGGAUUAUGUAGGGACUGUCACGAAAAGUUCAUGAAAGUUUCUGGUGGAGUUGUUGGUGGGUCGGAUCCUCCCGCUUUCCAGCGAGCAGAGAAAGAGAGAAUGGAAAAAGCUUCUAGAGAAGAAAACGAGGGAGGGAUUGAGAAAAGUGUAAGAGGAGAAACAUAUUGGAAUGCUGAAGAUUCGGAUGAAUCAGACAAUCUUUCUGACCUCGAUGGUGAUCCUGUGGUGGAUGGCUGUUUUCUUGACGAGGACGAAAAGCGAGCUGUGAAGAAGUCAUGGGAAUUUCUUAACGCAGACUGGCUUAAGGAGCAAGCGGCUAAGGAAGCAGCUCUGAAGACGGCUAGUGACGCUUUCAACGCGAGCAAUGCUAAUUGCCCAGAGUACGCAAGAAAUCUUGUUGAAGCUUCUAAAGCAUAUGUGUCAAAAUCUAGAAAGGAAAAGCGACAAAAACGUGAAGAGGAAGCAAAGAACGCGCCUCCCGCAUCCACAGCUUUGGAAGCUUGUACCAGAGUGCUUGAGAGCAAGAAACUCAGUAAGUACUUCAACCCCGAUCGUUUGAAAGAGCUCUUCAACCCCGAUCGUUUGAAAGAGCGCUUCGAUACUUCCUCAGGUGAGAAGUCCCCCAAGAAAUCAAGAACCGAGACAGUUAUAGAGAAUAAGAAGGAAGUUGAAAUUGAAGAAGAAGAAGAAGAGGAUGGUUAUGAUUUUGGAUUGUAAUAAUAUACUAGAUCUUAGAGCAUGUCCAAUGAUUUGAAAAGUUAAGAACCCUUGUUAAUCUAAUUAAAUUUCUCCUCCUCCAAUGGGAGAACGAAAAUAUUGGCAAAGUGGAUCGCAGGGAAGUUUUUAUUUUGGGCUUUGGGUCCGUUUUAGUUUUUAUUUUUGCUUUGGGUCGCGUUCAUUUUCGAUCAUAUACAACU